UGUGCACAUGUGGCAGAAGAGAAAAGAAUUACCAGUCAGAAGCUGCUGCAAAUAUGUGCUCGGUCAACAGACAACAAGGUCCAAAGCAACAGUCAUCUCAGGUACAAAACUUGCGAAAGAAAUACAUAAAGAAGUUCAGAAGGAUGUUGCAUCUUGGCUGACACUUGGAAACAAAAGACCCCAUCUCAGUGUGAUUUUAGUGGGAGACAACCCUGCAAGUCAUACUUACGUAAAGAACAAGAUAAAAGCUGCAACAACUGUAGGAAUAUCAACGGAGGUGAUCCAGAGACCCAGAAAUAUCUCACAGGAAGAACUGCUAGAUGUCAUAGCUAAGUUAAACAAUGAUUCCAGUGUUAGUGGACUGCUGGUACAGUUACCAUUGCCAGAUCACAUCAGCGAGCGCGUUAUAUGCAAUGCUGUUGCACCCAAAAAAGAUGUUGAUGGUUUUCAUUUUGUCAAUAUUGGAAAACUUUGCCUGGAUCAGGACUCCAUAAUACCUGCCACUGCUGGGGCAGUGUGGGAAAUUAUCAAAAGAACUGGGAUUGAAACAUUUGGGAAAAAUGUUGUAGUUGCAGGAAGAUCUAAAAAUGUUGGUAUGCCAAUUUCAAUGCUACUUCAUACGGAUGGAAAACAUGAGAGACCUGGGGGUGAUGCUACAGUGACAAUUACACAUAGAUACACCCCAAAACAACUGCUGAAAUGUCACACACAAUUGGCAGAUAUUGUUAUUGUGGCUGCAGGGAUUCCCAAACUGAUCACAGCAGACAUGAUUAAAGAAGGUGCUACUGUAAUCGAUGUGGGCAUUAAUUAUAUAGAAGAUCCGGUCACAGGAAAAACAAUGUUAAUAGGUGAUGUGGAUUUUGAAGAGGUGAAGAAAAAGGCAGAUUUUAUCACUCCAGUUCCUGGAGGUGUUGGACCAGUUACAGUUGCAAUGCUACUGAAGAAUACUCUAAUGACUGCAAAAAAACUCAUUUUCUGAAACUGUCUCUAAAUGUCCCAGUAAGUGGGUAACAAAUGCAUCUCAGCAGCAAACAAUAUGCAACUUGCCAUACCAAAUCAUAGACAGAAUGCAAUAUAUUUUUUAUUUUGAAUGGUGUUAAAACAAUGUUUAAACAAUCUUUUUAUAGAGGAACAAAAAAAUAUACAGGGCAUUAUUCACACCCUGAUAUAAUUAUG
Messenger RNA from Pelobates fuscus (common spadefoot toad), 1176 nucleotides. RefSeq names its product methylenetetrahydrofolate dehydrogenase (NADP+ dependent) 2 like (gene MTHFD2L). The record is from RefSeq and is a predicted model, not a curated record. Gene Ontology annotation, biological process: tetrahydrofolate interconversion. Bases 8 to 979 code for a protein of 323 amino acids. Gene Ontology annotation, molecular function: methylenetetrahydrofolate dehydrogenase (NAD+) activity; methenyltetrahydrofolate cyclohydrolase activity; methylenetetrahydrofolate dehydrogenase (NADP+) activity. Gene Ontology annotation, cellular component: mitochondrion. The transcript has 9 exons. Lineage: Eukaryota; Metazoa; Chordata; Amphibia; Anura; Pelobatidae.